AUGGGUCUCCUUGUUUUCUCCAUAGUGAACUCAAUUAACGACAUCGUUAUGAAUAUUCUGUUGUCUACUAAGUUGAGCCCCACCUUGGGUGUCAGUUCAUGUUUGGGAACUAGUCUUCUUUUAAUACUGAUUGGUAUAGGUUUCAACGGAAUUUUGAGGCUCACAAAAUGUGGAAACUUUAACCAAGUCUUACAUGGAGCAUUGAGUUUCACUCUCAGUCCAGAAAUUUACAUGAGCAUGACCUCAUUAAUUGUGAUUGUUCUGAUUUACAUUUUAUAUUUGCCGCUCAACCAAUGGAAAUUUGACCGCCGGUUAGGGGUUUUUAGUAUUUGUCUUUGGAUGGGAACAAUAGUCACGUGCCUAAUCAUGGACUAUGAACUGGACAAUUAA
This is a messenger RNA of Sungouiella intermedia, 390 nucleotides long. The record is from the annotation of a GenBank genome assembly. Lineage: Eukaryota; Fungi; Ascomycota; Pichiomycetes; Serinales; Metschnikowiaceae.